Amorphotheca resinae ATCC 22711 is the source of this 1202-nucleotide messenger RNA. RefSeq lists its product as hypothetical. The record is from RefSeq and is a predicted model, not a curated record. The transcript has 2 exons. Lineage: Eukaryota; Fungi; Ascomycota; Leotiomycetes; Helotiales; Amorphothecaceae. Bases 154 to 930 code for a protein of 258 amino acids.
CCGUCUUGCAACGACUUCUGUACAUCGCCCCUCACAGCUUACGAUUCCUCAAUGCCUUUUAUAAAAGACACUAUGAAGAUCUUCCCACCAUUACAAUCCCUCUCCAACCUCUAACCUGCACAAACUCCCGACCCUUAACCCCUCUCAAUCAAGAUGACAACCCCCUCCAUCCCCCAACUAACCCAGGCCCUCACCACCCAAGGCCUCCCAGCACCGCACCCACUCUUCCUGACCCCGAUCCUAAGCCCCGGGACCUCGCAACGCACAGCACCUCCCAUGCCCGCACUCGCCGCGACCGCCAAACUGCGCCUUCUGAACGCCGACCUCACGCAGCCGCACAUCCUCGAUCCUUCCAAGACGCUGUGUCUGCCUCCGGGGAUCGCAGACGUGCGCGUCGUGUCCCGCGUCCUGACCGCCGACGUCCCCGUCCAGGUCUUGGAUAUUCAGGAUCUGAGCAGGAGCCGCUGGGAACAGGUCGAGGCCUUGGAGAUGGAGAGGAAGGGCGAGACGACUAAGGGGAGACAGGUCAUUAGAGCUGUGCCGACGCAGCCUGAUGGUGAUAUUAUCUCGGGCACCGCCGCCUCGCCUGAGACAACAUCAAAUACUCAGGGAAAUGCGAAUCAGAAUGCCGGGGCUGCAAAAUCAAAUGGCCCGUUUAAAUUACUGCUUCAGGAUAUGAAAGGCCAGACUGUUUAUGGGUUUGAGUUGAAGAGGGUGGAUAAGGUGGGCUAUCCGCCAACGAUGAAUAUCGGAUGUAAGAUUAUGUUGAAGAAGGGGGCAAAGGUUGCGAGAGGUUUGGUGCUGAUGGAGCCGGGAUCGGUGCUGGUGUUAGGAGGCAAGAUUGAGGCGCUGGAUAAGAGUUGGAGAGAGGGGAGGGAGAAGGCGCUGAGAGAUGCGGUUGGUGCUGGGAGGGAUCGGAAUAAUGACUGAGGAUAGAUACAGAGAGGAUAUGGCGUUCAAAUGAUACGUUCUGGGAGUUUUGGGCGGGGGAAUCUUACAAGUGGGCCAUCUGUUACGGGAUAGGUUGGACUGGAGUUUCUCAUCUGCAUCUCCUACCCCCUACCUGAGCAGAUGAAAACCAAUUUCACCAGUAAACGGUCACACAUUGUACCAGAUGAAAAUCAGUGAGGUCUAUCCGUUUUGAGAUACAAGCAAUAGAACAUGGUCUCGUGUCUCGUAUCCUAUCAUCGCAUAUUCAUUCG